This is a messenger RNA of Lolium rigidum, 2242 nucleotides long. Its product is annotated as pentatricopeptide repeat-containing protein At4g33990. Gene Ontology annotation, molecular function: zinc ion binding; protein binding; RNA binding. Bases 1 to 2241 code for a protein of 746 amino acids. Gene Ontology annotation, biological process: RNA modification. The record is from RefSeq and is a predicted model, not a curated record. The transcript has a single exon. Lineage: Eukaryota; Viridiplantae; Streptophyta; Magnoliopsida; Poales; Poaceae.
AUGCCAUCGUCGGCGUUGCCUCGUGGCGUCCAGGCGGUGCUGGUGACCUCCGGCCAACUGCGGCAGCUCGACCCGCUGCUCCAGGUGCCUCCCCUCCUCCUCACCAACACCCUCAUCGCCGCCUUCUCCCGCGCCUCCCUCCCGCGCCUCGCCUUCCCGCUCCUCCGCCACAUCCUCUGCUGCGCUCACCCUCUCCGCCCCGACGGCUUCACCUUCCCACCGCUCAUCCGCGCGUGCCCCGGACACGCCUCCGCCGCGCAGCUUCACGCCUGCGCGCUCCGCCUCGGCCUCCUCCACCCGAGCGUCUUCGCCUCCGCUUCCCUCGUGCACGCCUACCUCCGGUUCGGUCGCGUCUCUGAAGCCUACAAGGUGUUCGAUGAAAUGCCGGAGCGGGACCUGCCGGCGUGGAACGCGAUGCUGUCCGGACUGUGCCACAACGCGCGUGCGGGCGAGGCGGUGGGCCUUUUCGGGAGAAUGGUGAGGGAGGGCGUCGCUGGCGACACGGUGACAAUCUCGAGCGUGCUGCCGAUGUGCGUCCUGCUGGGGCACCGGGCGCUCGCGCUGGCCAUGCACGUGUACGCGGUGAAGCGCGGGAUGGACAAGGAGCUCUUCGUGUGCAAUGCGUUGAUCGAUGUGUACGGAAAGCUGGGGAUGCUGGAGGAUGCCCGUGGGGUGUUUGAUGGGAUGGGGUGCCGCGAUCUGGUGACGUGGAAUUCAAUCGUUUCAGGCCAUGAGCAGGGUGGGCAGGUCGCUGCUGCGGUCAAGAUGUUUCGUGGUAUGAUGGACAGCGGGAUUUCCCCUGACGUGCUGACUCUUGUAAGUCUGGCAUCUGCCGUUGCCCAGUGUGGAGAUGCCUGCCGUGGGAGGUCAGUGCAUUGUUAUGUGAUGAGGCGGGGGUGGGACGUGGGUGACAUAAUUGCGGGAAAUUCAAUAGUUGAUAUGUAUGCGAAGCUGUCAAAGAUCGAGGCUGCCCAGAGGAUGUUUGAUAUCAUGCCAGUUCGAGAUGCUGUGUCCUGGAACACUUUGAUCACAGGGUAUACACAGAAUGGGCUUGCCAACGAGGCAAUCGAGAGAUAUGGUCGUAUGCAGAAGGAUGAGGGUCUAAGGGCUGUUCAGGGGACAAUCGUUAGUGUUUUGCCUGCAUACUCACAUCUUGGCGCGUUGCAGCAGGGCAUGCGAAUGCAUGCUCUGUCCGUUAAGACUGGAUUAAGUCUGGAUGUGUAUGUUGGAACUUGUCUGAUAGACUUGUAUGCUAAAUGUGGCAAGUUGGCUGACGCGAUGCUUUUCUUUGAAAAUAUGCCUAGAACGAGUACAGGUCCUUGGAAUGCAAUCAUGGCUGGCCUUGGAGUUCAUGGGCAUGGCACGAAGGCUCUCGGUCUCUUCUCACAAAUGCAGCAGGAAGGAAUUAAGCCCGAUCAUGUCACAUUUGUUUCAUUAUUGGCUGCAUGUAGUCACACUGGCUUAGUUGACCAAGGUCGGAGUUUCUUUGAUAUGAUGCAGAUCACAUAUGGUAUUACUCCCAUUGCAAAACAUUAUGCGUGCAUGGUAGAUAUGCUUGGCAGAGCUGGUCAGCUGGAUGAAGCUUUUAAUUUCAUACAAAGCAUGUCGAUUAAACCUGAUUCCGCUGUUUGGGGCGCUCUUCUUGGUGCUUGCAGGAUUCAUGGGAAUGUUGAAAUGGGAAAAGUGGCUUCACAAAAUUUAUUUGAACUUGAUCCAGAGAAUGUUGGAUAUUAUGUUCUAAUGUCGAAUAUGUAUGCCAAGGUUGGGAAAUGGGAUGGAGUUGACGAAGUAAGGUCUUUGGUCAGGCGCCAAAAUUUGCAGAAAACCCCUGGAUGGAGCUCAAUAGAGGUGAAAAGAUCAGUGAAUGUAUUUUACAGUGGCAACCAGACAGAACCCCACCCUCAACAUGAAGAGAUCCAGGCAGAGCUGCGUAAUCUGUUGGCCAAGAUGAAAACUAUAGGUUAUGUUCCUGACUGCAGUUUUGUCCUACAGGAUGUAGAGGAGGAUGAGAAGGAACAUAUCUUGAAUAAUCAUAGUGAGAGAUUAGCUAUUGCCUUUGGCAUCAUAAAUACUGCUUCAAGAACUCCACUCCACAUAUACAAGAAUUUGCGCGUGUGUGGGGAUUGCCACAAUGCCACCAAAUAUAUAUCCAAAAUAACUGAGAGAGAGAUCAUUGUCCGGGAUUCAAACCGGUUCCACCACUUUAAAGAUGGUCACUGUUCUUGUGGGGAUUUUUGGUAAA